This is a messenger RNA of Nicotiana tabacum (common tobacco), 375 nucleotides long. The record is from RefSeq and is a predicted model, not a curated record. NCBI's taxonomy places the organism in Eukaryota, Viridiplantae, Streptophyta, Magnoliopsida, Solanales, Solanaceae.
AUGGAAGGCGUGAUGACCCCUCAUAAUGAUGCCCCGAUAAUAUCUUUACUUGUGCAUGAUACUAACGUGAAACGAGUUUUGAUUGAUCCAGGAAGUUCUGCAAAUAUCAUUCUCCUAAGAGUGUUACGCGAGAUGCAAGUAGAAGACAAAAUGAUUCCAAAAGCCCACACCUUGAGAGGAUUUGAUAAUUCAAAUGUAGUAACUAAAAGUGAGGUAACACCAACAACUUUUGCAGAAGGUGUCACGAAGGAAACUAAAUUUCAGGUGGUAGAAAUGGAAAUGGCAUAUAAUAUAAUUAUGGGUAGACCAUGGAUUCAUGAUAUGGAUGUUGUUCCAUCUACCUUACAUCAAGCUAUGAAGUUCCCAUCACCAUAG